Messenger RNA from Fusarium venenatum, 690 nucleotides. RefSeq lists its product as uncharacterized. Lineage: Eukaryota; Fungi; Ascomycota; Sordariomycetes; Hypocreales; Nectriaceae. The record is from RefSeq and is a predicted model, not a curated record.
AUGAGCUCCUUUUACCGCCCCUCGACCAAAAACUCGGCUCAGGCCAACUCGGCCAAGCUCACGCGUGCUGAGCGCGAAGCCCUCGAGGAAAAUAAUCUCAACAUUCUUCGCGCAAGCAUCGAGCGCGCACUAUGGUCUCUCGACCCAUCUUGUGACUUGGCCAAGCACUUGCGCAACACCAAAGUCGAGAUCCGCCGACAUUCCUUGUCUUCCCUCCUACACGAAAAGAAACCCCCUCAAGUCCGAGAGGAUUCACCAGACGAUGAGGACGAAGACGAAGACGACAAUGCCCUCCUCCCCGCCGAAGUCUUUGUCCAGAGCUCGCCCUUGCGCCGCGAACUUCCCCGCAGCACGAGAAGCUCGGUCCGUAUGUCGAUGAAACUUCCCGAACGACGUCGCCCAGCACCCCGCGAACAAAUACUACCCAGUAUCGAAAAGACAAGUUCUGAUCAGGCGUCGGAAGCGAUAACGGUGGCGUCGGCAGUUUUUGACUCACCAAACAAAGAACAAAGCGCGACGACGGCUGCGACAAGUGUGAUGGAGGCUGGGGAAGAAACAAAACCCGAGUUUAAGACACCAGCCAAAACACCAGCCAAAAAGAGAGCCGCCGAGGAGGACUACGAGCCAUCGCCUGUUUCCAAAAGAGUAAAGACGUGGUUGGGUACACUGACUGGAGGAUAUAUGGAGUAA